This is a messenger RNA of Penicillium roqueforti, 1140 nucleotides long. RefSeq lists its product as uncharacterized. The coding region runs from base 1 to 1140 and encodes 379 amino acids. NCBI's taxonomy places the organism in Eukaryota, Fungi, Ascomycota, Eurotiomycetes, Eurotiales, Aspergillaceae. The record is from RefSeq and is a predicted model, not a curated record. The transcript has 4 exons.
AUGCCCCAUCGUACCAUGCGUCUCCCUCGCAUCCCAGACUUGAGUCUCCCAUCUUUUCGAGAGCUCGACGAGUCUGUCGAAGCCAACAAGCGCAACCAGCCGAGCUUGCAUCUUUCUGACAACAUGUACGAUGGAACAGGCAAUAGUUCCUCGUCUUCACCACAAAAGAUCAAUACCAUUCCCAACCCGUACCCACCCUAUCCAGCUAAUGGAUGGCUUGUCCCGCCUGACCCCAGCCGGAAUGCGUUUCGAGAGCCCGGAUUUACCUACCAAGACGUCUCUACCGUGGGGUUCCAACCCAAUGUGAACGUGGGCAAAGAGAACCAUAUCGCCCCUCCAAUCCCUCUACGGCUGAAGGAAGCCCAGCCAGUUCAGGCAUCAACAGCGCCCACACAGUCGACUCUUAACUCCGCGCAGACGACACUCCGCGAUCCACGAUUUCCAAGCACACAGGUGUCAUCAACCCCGAAGAAGAUCUCUUCCAACCCGAUUCGAGCGGUCUCAACAAACCGGGUGCCACCGAACGGCCGCCAAAUGGCGAGCCGCGAUGCAGCCGCAAACCACCGAUCCCAGAGACGGCGAGUCGGCGUUAACUUCUCAGAAGUAGCAGCCCACACCGCAAAGUGCGACGUAUGCAACAAGCGCAACAAGAACGGCAUGUCACGCUGCCAGAACUGCGGCUGGCAAGUUUGCCGCAAGUGUCUGGCCGACCGAAACGGAGAUCAUACACACGCUUCCUUUGGAGCUAUUCAUGUCCCCGAGGGGGGUGGCGAUAUGCCGCUAUCUUUGCCAUCCCUAGAUGGGACUCAAGACCGCCUAUCCUCCGAGUCUGCCGAUGUGAGGGCUGCGAAAACCCUGCUGGAUCUCGGAUCUUUUGGUAACGGAACUCCUAGUGCCACCAGCGAUGUGCAAAGUAAUACAGGUGGACAGAAAAUGGCUCCUGCACGUGGCCAGGUCUUGGAGCCGCAGGUCGAUACUUUAUCCACUGAUUCUGAUAUGACCAUGUCGGUUGUGGGAGAUGAGUGGCCCCACGAUGAGUCUGAUAUUCCUAUUGGUGAGGACGGUCUGCCUGUUGGAUACAUCAUAGCACGCCGCAACCCUGCGCGCGCUGCGAGACCUGCUACGAAGUUGGCGGAGUAA